UUUUACUUGUAUGUGUCAGUGAGAAAUCAAGAUCAGGAAGGCCCUAGGGUUUGCCCUGCUUAAUACUAACUGAUGAGUCCAGCUCUGGUAGAUGAUGAGUGAAAGUUCGAUGAAACCUCAGUAAUUCUCUCACCACUUGUCAGCAAGAAGGACUCGCAGCACAAAAUUGUUCUGAAUUAGGCACUAAAUGGUAGUAGUAUCCCUUAAAUACCAAAAAGGGAAAUGGAAAGUCAUGCUGCCUUUGUAAUGAGUGUUUAGUGCUGAGGCUCACCAAGCUGUAGGUAAUUAAACCAUAACAUAACAAGGAGUCUUUGCUAGUUUCUCAACUAAUAACUAACAUUACUUUUUUUUAAAAAAUACAUAAAAGGCUUAAGAGACUGAAUGGCCUUCUCCUGAUCCUAUUUUUUUUUUGUUUCUUUACAUGAUUCAAGAUUAUUGCUGCCAGGAUGGAAUAGAUGAUUUUUGAAAGAUGCCCUUUCUUUACAGGAUUCCAUAUUAUACUCUUUAUUUUACUUACAGGGAUUAAGUUCAGGAUUUCACCAUGUCUGAACCAAUAACACUGAAUGUAGGGGGAAUGUUAUACACCACUUCCCUCAUGACUUUAACUCACUAUCCAGAAUCGAUGCUUGGUUCAAUGUUUAUUGGGACUCUGCCGACCAGUAAGGAUCAGCAAGGAAACUACUUCAUAGACAGAGAUGGAAAAAUGUUUCGACACAUCCUUAAUUUCCUUCGAACAUCGCACUUGGACCUUCCAGCUGAUUUCCGAGAGCUGGAUCUUCUAAGCAGAGAAGCUGAUUUUUUCCAGAUCCAACCUCUGCUGCAGGCUUUGCAGACCAUCAAGUCCCCAGUUACUCAAAUAAAAAACAAUGCAAUGCUUAACAUCUUUCAUGACUCACAGUCACAUAAUGUUGGCUCCUAUACUGUAAAACUUGUUAAUGUUCAAGUAUUUUCUACAUCUUGUGCCUUAUUGAAGCUUCUCAAUUCCAAAUUCUACUAUAUCUUCAAAGGUGACAAUUUAUCUGUCGACAGUGAUCUGGAAGAUUUGAAAUUCAUUCCACUAGAAUGGGUUCAAAGUGGCAGAACUAGCAUAGAAAGACAGUAUGUAAUGGAGAAUUGGAAAAGCCUGUAUGCUUCACCAUCUCAUCGGCAAAUCCAAAGUCUGGAUAUGUUUGUCCAACAAGUCAUAAAAAUAGCAGUCAAUGGUGGAUUCUUCCUUAAUUCUGUUCCUUCUGUUUCAUUUGACCCAAUUAUCCUGCAUUUUACACAGGAACAAUAAUACAGAAAGCAAAUUGAUGUGAGUUCCCAAUCUUUUGAGCUUAAAGAAAUUAACAGUCUUUCCCUUGUUUCUUAUAUAAAUCUUGAUAUAUAAUGUGCAGAAUCAUGAAUAUUAA
Messenger RNA from Rhincodon typus (whale shark), 1391 nucleotides. RefSeq names its product BTB/POZ domain-containing protein KCTD21-like. The record is from RefSeq and is a predicted model, not a curated record. Gene Ontology annotation, molecular function: histone deacetylase binding; cullin family protein binding. Gene Ontology annotation, biological process: protein homooligomerization; ubiquitin-dependent protein catabolic process. The transcript has a single exon. NCBI's taxonomy places the organism in Eukaryota, Metazoa, Chordata, Chondrichthyes, Orectolobiformes, Rhincodontidae. Bases 542 to 1276 code for a protein of 244 amino acids.